AUGAACAAUAUCAGCCUAAUUGCUUCAUUCCUCGCCAUUGCUGUGGCAACAUCUGCCAUUGGCACCCCUGACCCAAAUCUCGAAGUUCGCGCGGACCCCGAUGAUCUUAUGAUCUUUUUGACACUGUUAAUCACAGGAGCUUUCUGCGCCGGAAUAGGAGAAAGUUUGCAAUACGACAAACCUGACUCGUCCACAAAGCGUAACCGCCGUAAAGCUGCUGGUUGCAUCGCUUCAGGUGGUAACCGCUGUUCAGUCAAAAAGGGCCACGCUUCCGGGUUUCAAUGUGAUGAAUAUCCAUUCGCGUCGUCAAUUCCUAGCAAUGGUGCUACAACACGCCUCAACCGUUGUGUGCCGGCCGCUCAGAAUCGUAAGCAAGAAAGAAUCAUUAGCGCUUUUUACAAGAGCAGUUACUACACGGGUAACAAUGGUGGAAAGCUUACAUUCACGGCCAAUUUUUCUAAUUCGGGGGAUAUUGGGUAUUGUAACUCAGAAGAAUGUGACGCUGAUGACGAUAACGAGAUCAUUGGUCCUGGUGGUACAGCGAGUGAUGGCGACUCGGCUGAAGAUGGAACGGACGACGAUCCAGACGCAGGUCAGAAGAAGAAGAAGAAGAUCAAAAGACGCAAUGGCCUCGGCAAGAGACUUCCUGGCGCGCCUGUAUAUCGUACAAGCUCAGGUUUAGAGCUGGAUAUCCCCGGCGGUGCUGAUGAGCAAGCUCGGUUUGGAAACCCUAAUCAAACGAGAGAAUUCCAUGGCGACGAAGAUGAGGAUGAGGAUGAGGAGGAUUAUGACUAUAUGUUGGCGAAUUUGGAUAUCAGAGAAGACACAAUCGUCGAGGAGAUUGUUCCUGCUGUCUGA
Botrytis sinoallii is the source of this 858-nucleotide messenger RNA. RefSeq lists its product as uncharacterized. The transcript has 3 exons. The record is from RefSeq and is a predicted model, not a curated record. Bases 1 to 858 code for a protein of 285 amino acids. NCBI's taxonomy places the organism in Eukaryota, Fungi, Ascomycota, Leotiomycetes, Helotiales, Sclerotiniaceae.